Molecule: messenger RNA, 2364 nt
Organism: Mercurialis annua (annual mercury)
Lineage: Eukaryota; Viridiplantae; Streptophyta; Magnoliopsida; Malpighiales; Euphorbiaceae
Product: FRIGIDA-like protein 3
Exons: 5
Coding region: 184-1947 (587 amino acids)
Source: RefSeq, a predicted model, not a curated record
GUUCAUAAAAAAAAAUGUAAAAAAAAAGAAAAAUCAGCAUUCAGUUUUAUUCAAUGUCUGUAUUAAUAUGCAACUAAACUACGAAGAAGAUAAUAAGAAAAUUUCAUUCUUUGAAUUUAGGGUUUCUGUAUACGCCUGGAUUGUCUUAUUUAUCGAGGCAAAAUUGCUGCACUUUGCUCAUUCAUGGCCAAUUCUGAGGAUGGUGUGGAAAACAUUAAUCCAUCCUCAUUAAUCGAACAACUCGGAAGUACUUUACGUCAGCUGGAAGCGCGCAAGGAUGGUUCCGAAGAGCGGGUUCAGUGGACGGAAAUCGAACACCAUUUCCACAACCUCAAUGCUACAUUGAAGACAAAAUUUGAGGAGUUGGAAGCUAGAGAGAAGGAAUACAUGGAGAAAGAAGCUGAAACUCAUGCAAUGCUCACAGUCAGAGAGGCGCUUGUUGCUGCUAAAGAGCAGGAUUUUUACGAUCGAGUACAGGAACUAAAAGAUGCUGCUGUUGCUGUCAUUGCAGAAGCACGAGCCAAUCAUCAGCCGAUUAUGUUGGACUCCGUUGAUGGUGGCGACAACAAAGACAGCAAGGUAAGCAGCUCUCUUGGUGAUACAAAUUCCGCUGAGGAGUACUCUCCUUUUAAAAUGGGUGAAAGUGUGGCUGUUGAUGUUAAGCCAUGCCCAGAGCUGACGCAAUUUUGCGAGCGUAUGGAUGUAAAAGGGCUAUUGAAUUUUACUAUUGAGAAUCAAAAAAUUCUGUACGCCCUUCGUGAUGAACUUUCUGUUGCAUUAGAAAGUGUGAAUGACCCAGCCCGUUUAGUGCUGGAUUCGCUGGAGGGAUAUUAUCCUCCUGUUGAAACUACCCAACCAAUGGAUAAAAAGGAUGCUGCCCUUCAGGGCAUGCGUAAAUCCUGUAUAAUGUUUAUGGAAGCCAUGUCUGCCUUAUUGGCAAGAACUGACCCUGGUGCUGACCACCUUUUAAACCCUGAAAUAAAGCAGCAAGCCAAGGCAAUUGCUGAUGAGUGGAAGCCUAAGUUGGCUAGUGCAGGCACUGAUGCUCCCAAUGGAAAUUCAUUGGAAGCUGAUUCAUUCUUGCAGCUUCUCUCAACUUUUAGAAUUGCUUCGGAGUUUGAUGAAGAAGAACUCUGCAAGCUUGUACUUGUAGUUGCUCGCCACAGGCAGGCACCUGAGCUCUGCCGUUCUCUUGGUUUAACACACAAAAUGCCAGGUGUUAUCCAGUCAUUGGUUAACAGUGGGAAACAAAUCGAAGCUGUACGCUUUAUACAUGCCUUCCAGCUUACUGAAACCUUUCCCCUUGUGCCCCUACUAAAAACAUACCUGGAGGAUUUUAGGAGAAAUUCUCAAGGAAAGAGCGGGAAUUCCAGCGGUGCUAUCGGUCAGGAAGAUGUGGAUGCGCAAGAACUCGCAACCUUGAGGGCUGUUAUCAGGUGUGUCAAAGAUUUCGAGCUUGAAGCUGACUAUCCGCUCGAUCCACUUCAUAGAAGGGUUUCUCAAUUAGCAAGGUCGAAGUAUGAUAAGAAGAGGGGUGGAGGUUUCAACAGACAGCAACAACAAUCAAAGAAACCACGAGCUAGUGGAGGAGCUAGCAGAGGAUUUCGUGGAUUCCGUGCAUGUGCUUCCAAUGCACCUGCUGGUGGUGGGCGGCAAGCACCACCACCGCCUUUUGCUGAGAGAACACCAUACACAGGAAUUCCAGAGAGAUAUCUUCAUGCGGCUCAAAAUGUUUAUGAUCAUCAAAUUCCUACACAGUCCCCUUAUGGCCACCAGCCAACGACGGAGCAAAGAAUGUACCAUUAUCCUCAAGACUACCGAAAUCCGGCUGGAUCAUACGAUGCAUCUACAUCUAGUUACAGCAAUUAUAUGGGCCCAGGAGAUGCCUAUACCCGACAGCUACGUUACCUUUCGUCUAUUGGAGCUGUUAGAGUUGAAGACCGGUAGCUGCAUGUGGCAUGGACCGGAGACCAUGUGGCAUGGACCGGAGACCAGAGGUGGCUAUCGAGAAGAAGAAGAUAAUUUCCUCAUGUUUGUCGACAUGAUGAAUGCCAAAGGAGGUAUUGAGAAUGCAGGAGAGCUGGUAGAGCACAUUGACAGGAGGCAUUAGUUUUCUAGAUAAUUGAUAACGUAGCGAUGAAGCAACCUUCGAGAUGUUAUCACUACGUUAUUAAUAUAAUAUUAUACAAUGAAAGUUGGUAACGUAGACAUAAAUAUUUCUUGUGGUUUAUGCAUUUGAUAAACAUUAUUAAGGAUGGAGCUUUAUUAGAAUCUUUGUAAAUUUAGAAUUAUAAUUUGAUGUACUCUUUAUAAUGAAUUUAUAAUGUAUUGAUAUUAUGUGUUUAAUUAUGUUUUUUUUUGAAA